Messenger RNA from Nerophis ophidion (straightnose pipefish), 3496 nucleotides. Its product is annotated as sulfotransferase 2B1-like. Gene Ontology annotation, molecular function: sulfotransferase activity. Gene Ontology annotation, cellular component: cytoplasm. Lineage: Eukaryota; Metazoa; Chordata; Actinopteri; Syngnathiformes; Syngnathidae. The transcript is spliced from 7 exons. Gene Ontology annotation, biological process: sulfation. The coding region runs from base 83 to 1015 and encodes 310 amino acids. The record is from RefSeq and is a predicted model, not a curated record.
AUAUUCCUAUGAACAUGAACGCAACACCCGAAAACAGACAAGCCUGCCUGUGAGUUGUUGGAUAUUUAGUGAAAAACAAACAAUGGCUGCAGAAGACCUCUAUUUCAUGCAUCAUGGACUUAUGUUACCGAAAAAGACUCACUGCCAAGAAAGUCUGGCGUUUGCACAAGACUUCUCGUUUGAAGACAAUGACGCCAUUGCUGUCACGUACCCGAAGUCAGGUACAGUCUGGAUGCAAGAGAUCCUCCCGCUGGUGCUGAAUGAGGGGGACCUGACACCCAUCCUAACCAUCCCCAACUGGGACAGAGUUCCCUGGCUGGAGGAGAAGAGGUUACAAGAAGUGGUUGAUCAGCUGCCCUCCCCAAGAGGGUUGGUCACACAUUUUCCUUACCAGUUCAUGCCACCUUCCUUCAAAACUUCCAGUGCCAAGGUGAUCUACGUCAUGAGGAACCCCAAGGAUAUCAUUGUGUCGUCAUAUUACUUCCAUCAGAUGGCGACUUUCCUUGAGGACCCUGGAACUUUGGACGAGUUUAUUGACAAAUUCCUGCAAGGCAGAGUGUUGUUUGGCAAAUGGACGAACCACUUGAAGAGCUGGAAGCGUGCAGAGUUAGGAGACCGAAUCCUUUUCAUUACAUAUGAGGAAAUGGUUCAGGAUCUUCCUUCAGCUCUACGUAGGAUUUCUGAUUUCCUGGGCAAGAACCUGAGUAGCGAAGUCAUUCAGAAAAUAGCAGAUACUUGUUCCUUCAAGUCCAUGCAGGCCAACAUCAUGUCCAACUUCAGUUUGAUCUCCAAGGACUACAUGGAUCCUGACAAGUCUCCGUUCUUUAGGAAAGGUGUUGCCGGGGACUGGAAAAAACAUUUUAGUGCAGACCAAGUGGCCCGCAUCUCCUCCACCAUUUACAAGGAGCUGGAGGGAGAGAACUUCACUUUGCCCUGGACCCUGGAUGGAGCAGCAGACAAGGAAAUACAAAACAAAAUAUACCACACGUCCAGACUUGCCUUGCCACCUUCCUAGUCGCUGUGUUUGGAGUGAGUGAUACUGGCUCACUGGGGCGGCGUGGCUCGGUUGGUAAAGUGGCUGUGCCAGCAACUUCAGGGUUGCAGGUCUGAUUCCUCUCUUCCGCCAUCCUAGUCACUGCCGUUGUGUCUUUGGGCAAGACACCUAACCUAAACCUACCUGCUCCAAGUGCCACCCACACUGCUUUAAAUGUAACUUACAUAAUGGGUUUCACUGUGUAAUGCGCUUUGAGUCACUAUAAAUAUAAUUCACUUCACUACAAAUUUAGCUACUGACCCAAUACCAAGUAAAUACAGGGCCAAUAUUGCCGAUACUGAUACUUUGUACCUGAAAUAUUUAAAAAUGUUCGAAUUUUUUUUUUAAAUUUGCCUUGAAUAAGGUGAUUAUAAUUUUACAGGCAGAAUCAAGUACAGGUCAAAUAAACAAACAAUACUGUGUGCGUACACGGCGAUGAGGUGGCGACUUGUCCAAGGUGUACCCGCCUUCCGCCCGAUUGUAGCUGAGAUAGGCACCAGCGACCCCAAAGGGAAUAAGCGGUAGAAAGUGGAUGGAUGUGUGCAUACACAUGUAUCCUAUGAGUUUAUGUUCAUAACACUAUAAAACAAUAACAAUGUAAUAUGAAAACCACAAAAUAGGAUAUAAUUCAGAAAAAUAUCAAUCUUUUCAUACACGUAUAGCCCUAAUACUAAUACUAGCCCUAUUAUUUAUAUCAGGGGUCACCAGCCUUUUUGAAACCAAGAGCUACUUCUUGGGUACUGAUUAAUGCGAAGGGCUACCAGUUUGAUACACACUUAAAUAAAUUGCCAGAAAUAGCCAAUUUGCUCAAUUAACCUUUAAUAUAUAUAUAUAUAUAUAUAUAUAUAUAUAUAUAUAUAAAUAAAUGGGUAUUUCUCUGUCAUUCCGUCGUACAUUUUUUUCCUUUUACGGAAGGUUUUUUUUUGUAGAGAAUAAAUGAUGAAAAAAACACUUAAUUUAAUGGUUUAAAAGAGGACAAAACACAAAAAAAAAAGAAAAUUAAAUUUUGAAACAUAGUUUAUCUUCAAUUUCGACUCUUUAAAAAUCAAAAUUCACCCGAAAAAAAUGAAGAAAAAAAAAACAGCUAAUUCGAAUCUUUUUGGAAAAAAAGAAUUUUUUUUUUUAUAGAACAUCAUUAGUAAUUUUUCCUGAUUAAGAUUGAAUUUAGAAUUUUGAUGACAUGUUUUAAAUAAGUUAAAAUCCAAUCUGCACUUUGUCAGAAUAUAUAACAAAUUGGACCAACCUAUAUUUUUAACAAAGACAAAUCAUUAUUUCUUCUAGAUUUGCCAGAAUAAUUUUUUUGAAUUCUAAUCAUAAUAAGUUUGAAGAAAUAUUUCACAAAUAUUCUUCGUCGAAAAAACAGAAGCUAAAAUGAAGAAUUUAAUAAAAAUGUAUUUAUUAUUCUUUACAAUAAAAAGAUAAAAUACUUGAACAUUAAUUUAAAUUGUCAGGAAAGAAAAGGAAGGAAUUUAAAAGGUUAAAAGGUAUAUGUGUUUAAAAAUCCUAUAAUCAUUUCUAAGGUUGUAUUUUUUCUCUAAAAUUGUCUUUCUGAAAGUUAGAAGAAGCAAAGUAAAAAAAAUAAAUGAUUUUAUUUAAAUUUUUAAAUUUUACUUGGACUUUCAAAUUCUAUUUGAGUUUUGUCUCUCUUAGAAUUAAAAAUGUCGAGCAAAGCGAGACCAGCUUGCUAGUAAAUAAAUACAAUGUAAAAAACAGAGGCAGCUCACUGGUAAGUGCUGCUAUUUGAGAUAUUUUUAGAACAGGCCAGCGGGCUACUCAUCUGGUGCUUACGGGCUACCUGGUGCCCGCGGGCAUCGCGUUGGUGACCCCUGAUCUAUAUCCAUUAUCCAAAUCUAGAUAGAUCCACCCACCCCUACUAUUGAUCAGUCUUUGGUCUUGAAUCCAAUCUUUAUGGUCGUAGUGCUCCUACUGUGAUUUGUUAGCAUUUCUACCCGCAUGUUUUUACUUUUCUGUGAUUUAUAGUUUAUUACCCACUAUUUACUACAGCACUGGUUGUAACAACUAAAGCACUUGAUCUUGAAUAAGAUACUUGCACUAACAUUUGGACAUGUUUUGUUCUUCACGUAGCAUCAUUGACCGGUACGAUUCACUUAACAUAUGACUUGCUGGGAUAGGUUCCAGCAAAACUAGUGUCAACUACAUACAGUAAGACAGUACAAAGUCAACCGAUAGGUGGCAGCACAUUUCUACCUUUUCACAGACAAAUUACUCCUGUGCAACCAAAUAUGUCAAGGAGUAUAACACACAUGCAUACACGCUGACGCAAACAAUUUCUAUAUCAACUAAAAUAUAAUAUUUAUUUUAACGUAGUUUUCACUUGUCUUUAUUUUUUAUUUCAUACAGACAUGACCUUUUCCCCCGCACCCCCCCAAAAAAGCAAUGUCAAUAUAAUUCACAAUCCCCAAACCCCAAUGUGAUGUGCUUUUAAUAAAACUAUUAAUGAGU